Hevea brasiliensis (rubber tree) is the source of this 1059-nucleotide messenger RNA. RefSeq lists its product as uncharacterized. Bases 77 to 739 code for a protein of 220 amino acids. The record is from RefSeq and is a predicted model, not a curated record. NCBI's taxonomy places the organism in Eukaryota, Viridiplantae, Streptophyta, Magnoliopsida, Malpighiales, Euphorbiaceae. The transcript is spliced from 4 exons.
UAAUAAUAAAAUAAAAAUACAAAACCAUUCCUACAAACAAAACAGGCUCGAAGAAACGCAGGGAAAAGAGGGAGGGAUGGACAAAUGGAUUUCACAAGUGAUUCUUCUUCUGCUAGCUCUGGUUCUGCUCUCUGUACCUUCCAUUCACGCCUCUCAUCACACAGCAAAUGGUGGCGUUGGCGGCAGAAUCUUACUUGGUUUCAAAGAAAAGCCUCGUGGAAGUAACCUUACCUUCGAUUGCUCUCCUUCUGGCGCCUGCGUUCCCUGCCUCUACUCUGAGAAGAAUGAUGAAAGAUAUCGUUGCAGUGAGACUGGUUAUCGUAUCCCUUUGAAGUGUGUUGAAAUUAAAGAUGGUACAAAGAAUGGAAAUGAGAAUAAGUCUCAGAAUAGUCGAUCUGCUAUAGAGAUCUCUAAUGAAAACACAAAUCCACAUGCAACAUUGCAUGACACUGUUCCAAACAAGCAUAGAAGUUUACUGGAUGAUUUAUCCACAUUAGAGGAUGGAUCACAGGUUUAUAUUACUUAUAGAAGCUGUAUAAUUCCUGCUAAUGAAGAGAAGUUGUCAGUAGUUGGUUUUGAGAAUGUGAAUAUUGAUGCUUGGGCUCUUAAUCAUGGUGGGCAGGGUGCUGUUUUGGGUUUGUUCCUCAUAAGUGGUUCAAUUGUGUACAUUCGAAGAAAGCAGAUUCUCAGCAUGUCAGGAGUUGGGGGAGGGAGGAUUCAGAUGAACUCCAGGUUUUAACUCGAAGUUUUUAAGGCUUGAGACGUGGUCCUCUAUUUGAAGUAAAAUUUAAAUGAUAAAAGAAGUUUCAAUGCUGUCAGAGUAUCCGCGCAUACAAGAGGGUUUAACCUUGCGCUAGGUGCAGCUCGCAAUUGGUUCUAUUCUUAUUUCUGAUUUUUGUAGCUAAGUGGUAAAGUUAUUCCUUUUCUUAUUUAGUGAUUUUUCCGAAUUGUAGCAGCUGCAAAACCAUAGAUAAAACAUUCCAUAAUUGUAUUUAUUUGACGAUAAAUGGCCGAAGCUUCUACCAUAUUAAUUUUGCGUGAAAGGCACAUUUGAAUGUA